UUGGCCAUGCCUUCAUUUAGCCUUGCUUUUGUGCUGCUGUUCUCCUUGUCCAGCUCAUGCUACGAGCACGAGAAGAGUUCCCUGUUUCUGUUCCUUGCCGGGCUGUCUCGGGAUGGCGGCCUCGCUGCAUCUUGGAAGAGCAGCACGGACUGCUGCACAUGGGACGGAGUCGCCUGCAACGCAAACAGGGAGGUCAUCGAGGUCUCUCUGGCAUCCAGAGGUCUGGAAGGACACAUCUCACCGCUUGGCAGCCUCAAGGGCCUGCUGCGCCUCAAUCUGUCCGGUAACUCUCUCAGUGGCAGCCUCCCGUUGGAACUGAUACUCUCCAGCACCAUGGUUUCCCUCGACGUCAGCUUCAAUCGCCUUGGAGGGGGCCUGCUAGAGCUGCCAUCGUCAAUGCCUGGACGCCCGCUGCAGGUACUGAACAUCUCGAGCAAUUUCUUUACUGGAUCUUUUCCAUCAACGACAUGGGAGAAGGCCAGGAACCUGGUUGCGUUCAGUGCGAGCAACAACAGUUUCACUGGACGGGUGCCAUCAUCUUUGUGCAUCAGCGCGCCAUCGUUAGAGGUGAUUGACCUUAGCUACAACCAAUUCAGUGGGGACAUCCCCCCAGGCUUAGGUAAAUGUUCUGCGCUCAGAGUGUUCAGGGCUGGAUACAACAAGAUAACUGGGAUUCUCCCGUAUCAACUCUUUGAUGCUACCUCAUUAGAACACCUAUCCCUCUCUAACAAUGGGUUGGAAGGAACACUUGAUGCUGCACAUAUGUAUAAGCUCAGCAAUCUGGUUUUUCUGGAUUUAGCAAUGAUCGGGCUCAGUGGCAAGAUUCCAGACUCUAUAGGGCAGCUGAAGAAACUCAAGGAGCUUCAUCUGGAACACAAUAACAUGUCAGGAGAGCUACCAACAUCUCUGAGCAAGUGCACAAGUCUCACAACCAUCAGCCUCCGGAGGAACAACUUCCAGGGAGAGCUUACCAACAUCAACUUCUCCACCCUAUCCAAUCUUAAAAUUUUAGAUCUUUAUGGCAACAAUUUCACUGGUACAAUUCCAGAGAGCAUCUACUCUUGCAGCACUUUGACAGCGUUGCGGUUAUCUGCAAACAAGUUCCACGGUCAGCUGUCAAAGAGAAUAGAAAAUCUGAAGUCCCUCACCUUCCUAUCACUUACUGACAAUAAUUUUACGAAUAUCACUAAUACCCUUCACAUCCUCAAGAGCUCCAGGAACCUCAAGGUCCUGCUAAUUGGGUUGAACUUUAGGCAUGAGGUCAUGCCACAAGAUGAAACCAUGGAUGGUUUUGAGAAUCUUCAAGUCCUGGGUAUACAUAACUGCUCAUUGUCUGGAAAGCUACCCAUUUGGUUAUCAAAACUCACAAAUUUGAAGAUGUUGUUGUUAUGGAACAAUCAACUCACUGGUCCAAUACCAUCUUGGAUCAACACCCUACACUCCCUGUACAAUAUAGACAUUUCAAACAACAGCCUUACAGGCGAAAUUCCAGCAGCAUUGAUGGAGAUGCCGAUGCUGCAAGCGCAGAAGACUGUGGCUUAUCUGGAUACAAAGUACUUUGAACUACCUGUUUAUCAGUCACCAGAAUAUCAAUACCGCUCGUUCAAUGCUCUCCCUCAACUUUUAAAUCUUAGCAGUAAUGACCUCACUGGUACAAUCCCCCCGAAUAUUGGUCAGCUGGGAGCACUUGCUUCACUUGACUUGAGUUUCAAUAACUUAUCUGGGGGAAUCCCCCAGUCGGUCUGCAACCUCACAAACCUUAUGGUGCUUGACUUGUCUAACAAUCAUCUCACAGGUCCAAUACCUGCUGCAUUGAAUGGCUUAAAUUUCCUAUCUGAGCUGAACGUUUCUAACAAUGACCUAGAAGGACCAAUUCCAAGUGGAGGCCAGUUUAACACAUUUUCAAGGUCCGGUUUUGAUGGAAACCCAAAGCUAUGUGGCGUUAUCCUGGCCCGUCCUUGUCAUUCAGCAGAAGUACAUCAAGACUCAAUUCUCUCUACCAGACAAACCUUUGACAAGGCCAGCUUUGUGAUUGGCUUCAGUGUUUUCUUUGGUAUAGGGGUGUUGUAUGAUCAGAUGGUCCUAUCAAGGUUUUUUGGUUAG
Panicum hallii is the source of this 2103-nucleotide messenger RNA. Its product is annotated as tyrosine-sulfated glycopeptide receptor 1-like. The record is from RefSeq and is a predicted model, not a curated record. NCBI's taxonomy places the organism in Eukaryota, Viridiplantae, Streptophyta, Magnoliopsida, Poales, Poaceae. Gene Ontology annotation, molecular function: protein binding. The transcript has a single exon. Bases 7 to 2103 code for a protein of 698 amino acids.